CAGAAGUACCACGAAUGGUGGACGUCCGUAAAAGUUUAGAGGAAACUCCCUCCGUUUUGACAGCGCAAAUACCUUAUUUCGUGGCAAAAUUAUCAGUUAUGGUGUCGUGACAUUAAAAACAAAAGAUGAAAGUGCAGAACGGCACGUUUGGUUGGGUAAUCCUCGGGAUGCUACUGUUCCUUGGUACCUUUGGUCUUCAUGGAGGGUUCUACCUGGCACUUUAUGGCCUUGCUCUGAUACUCGGGGCGGUGGUAGCUUUCCAUCUUCACGGCAUGACCAAACUCAAAGAAGAAGAGUUGACAUCGAAAUACCAACGACUGCCGAAACCAGACAUUGGCAUCAAGAAGCUCGUACAGGAAGUUAGAUCAGCUCAGACUAAAUAUAAAACAGACAAACGCUUGACUGGUGCAAAUAUUAUAGAUGAAGUUUUACAAGAGGUACUGUUCUAUCUAUUCCGAGACUAUAUCAAGUCCUGGUACAGAAAGAUUAGCGAUCACGAGAGUUUCCCUCACGAUAUUCGCCUAACGAUGCAACGUGUUAUCAUUGCAUUUUCUGAACGAUCCAAGCAGGUUGAAUGGGUGCCAUAUUUUACAACAAGACUUGUAGAUGAUUUUGCAUCACAUCUCCGUCUCUACAGACGAUCACAGGAAAAAGUGGCCAUAUAUAGAAAAGAUGAAUCUAAACCGCCAGCAGACCUGGAGUCAAUCUUCUUUGACCUCGAGGUGGACAUGGAGGACAACAUCACACGUGACAUGAUCUGUACUGAUAGGGAACAUGAAAGGCAAUAUUUACAAGAUCUGAGUGAAGUGUUACUAUUUCUUCUGCUCCCGCCUGAUGACUUCAACAACAAACCAUUCCGCUAUAUUCUGCGCGAAAUUCUCGUGAAUUUUAUAUUCCUUCCUACCAUCGAGUUGGUGUCGGACCCUGACUAUGUCAAUCAAACUAUAGCUUGGCUGUGUAAAGAGACAACAUUCACCAACGAAACCUUCAUGGCCAUCAUAAAGAUGUCUGACUCUAUAGAGGAGCUUCAGGCUGUCAAAGAGAAGGUCGACCUUGACAUCGCACGCCAAAGGUCACGGGACACGGGUGGCGAGGAUGAUAUUGUAAUCAAAGCCCAGCUUGGCAGCUUGAUCCAUGUCAAGGAGGCGUGUGAGUUGAGGAUCCAGAGAAUUCACGACGGGACGGAUGAAUUCAUCACCGAGGCAUCAGGGCUUGAUGUGAGCAAACUGAUGGCUCGCGGCCAACGUCUCUACAGUCUCCCGUUCGAUGUCGUGCUCAACAACAACGUUGCCCUUGAUUGCUUCAUGGAGUUCCUAACGAGUAUCGGCGCCAGUGGUUAUCUCAGUUUCUAUUUCAACGCGGAUGGUUUCCGCCUCACCAUGGAACAACAGAUGAACAAUGCACGCAUCAAACAACUCAUAAAUGGAAACACAUUAGAACCUGAUGUGGAGAAUUUGCGUGAAAUGGCGAUGGUGAUUUAUGACCAGUACUUAUCUGAGAAGUCGACACAGCGCAUUAAGUUGGACAGUGAUCUCGUCAAACGGACGUUGCAGCGGAUUAAAAAUGGUCCGAUUGAUGAUGAGGUGUUUGAAGAAGCUCAAGCAAGGGUUGCGGACAUUCUCCAAGAAGAUAAGUACUUCCUCGCAUUCCAGAAGAGUCAAAUGUAUAUCAAACUCCUCGCUGAACUUGACCUGCUUCAGGACGGCAACCGCUCAGAUACAGAAGACUUUGGGACCACAGAUGAUGAGUCACUCUCGUCCAAAACAAGUAGUUUACACGCAAAGCUUAAAGAUUUACAUAAUAUAAUGUACCAUAACCAAUCAACAGAAGACGUGGCAUCCGUCUCAUCCUGUGACAGUUUAUCAUCAACGGAGGUCACCACGCCCACUGCCCCUAAGAACGUCUGGUUCAAUAUAACAGCUAGGAUUACACAAACAGGUAUUGCAAAGGACGAUGCAACAAAGAAGGAGUUUGCACUUUACGCCGUCACAGUGACCAAGACUAACUACGAUGGCUCGGAAGAGGUGUGGAACGUCUACCGUCGUUAUAGCGAUUUCCAUGAUCUCCAUCUCAGUAUAAAGGAACGGUAUGACGAGUUGAGCACUCUGACGUUUCCCGGCAAGAAGGCGUUCAACAACAUGAAUAAGGAGUUCCUAGAACGACGACGAAAGGACUUAGAUGGUUACUUACAGACGUUACUUCAUCCCAAGAUUGUUGCUUCCACGCCAGGCCUUCAAGACUUCCUGGCUCAGUUCUUAGACCCAGUAGCUUGGGAGAAGGGCAAGAGUGAGUUUGUGAGGAAGGAACCGAAUAAGAUGGACACACUGGUGAAUCCGCUCAAGAAUUCCGUGAGGAACGUCGGCAAUGCGGUCAAAGCGGUGCCAGAGAACUUCGUGGAUGGUGUUACGAAGGUGUCGGACGGUAUCAAAGGCAUCCCGGGCAACGUCGUGGGUGGGUUUGGAAAGUUAUUCAAGGGUCCCAACGCACCAAACAUGUCCACUACAAAGGAGCUAUUAGACAGUGGUAAAGUUGGUGCAGCAAUCGACAUCGACGAUGAUGAUAAUAUUCCACUCCGAAUCAUGUUGCUACUCAUGGAUGAGGUAUUCGACCUGAAGCAUCGUAACCAAUGGUUACGGAGACGGAUCGUUCCCAUACUCAGACAGAUUAUCAAGGCCACAUUUGGAGACAUGAUCAAUAGAAAAAUAGUUGAUCAUGUCGAGUGGUUGACAUCAUCAGAACAGGUGGCGGAGUAUGUGAAGGCUUUGAGAGACGCCUUGUGGCCGUGUGGGGUACCGGCAGAGAUACGCUCAAUCAGAGAUCAUAACACAAAGAUGCGAACUCGGGUCGUGUGCAAAGCCAAGAUGUUGGGCAAUAUAUCAGAUGAGAUUAAGACAUUGAUGGGCUCAGAAUCAACGCGUCUCGGUGUUCAGCGAGUUUUCAACUUAUUUCAACACAAAACGUUGAAUAAACGACUUGUUUACGUGUUUCUCGAGGGAUUCAUGGAAACUUUAUUCCCAGAAAAUAAAUUCCAGGAUGUGUUCCACAAAAUUCAUUCCCAGUCUCCUCGUGUGAAAACAGAAAAUGCUAAAGAUGGCCGCCGGUCAAACAGCAACAAAUCAGGGACGAGAAUCAGAAACAAGAAGACGAAGCGAUGAUUGUUGUCUUACGAUGCUGUGUUGGCUUAUUAAAUACUGCCUGGGCUUGAUCAGGCCUUGGGGGGAUGGAGCGAGGUCAAAGCGUGAUGGUCCUUUGAAAGAGAUCCCACUGUGGAAGCAGUAAUGCUGAGUGAUUGAACCAUCUGUCUGAGUGAUCUUCUUGUGAGGCCAAGAUGGUAGAAACUCUCCUCUGUCAACCCUCUGUCCUGUAAGACUUCAGAUUGAGGUACUGAUGAUGUGGUGGUGCUUGAUUGCUGAUAUCAAAUCAUUAUCAGCUGAUAUCCCAGGAUCAUGCCUCUGUCCAUCAAAUCAUUAUCAGCUGAUAUCCCAGGAUCAUGCCUCUGUCCAUCAAAUCAUUACCAGUGAAGUGUACAUUGCCAUGCUAAACUUGACUGAAAAUGCUUAAAUUCAUUCAUUCCAUUAUUUGACUUGUUUUCUGAAAUGUCUUGUGUGACUAAAUUCAGGUUGUGCUUUAUGAUGUUGAAGCUUUCAUGUCCUGCCUGUUAUGGGUGUAAUGUUUUAGUUUGAGAUUAAUAAUGAUUUUCCAAUGACCAAGUGAUUUAACACAUUGAUAACAGGGAGCUGCGUGUGCUGGUAAUGGGUGAUGGAGAAACUCUAUGUGAUAUUAAUUGGUCAUCUUGUACUUGUUUGCUCUACGGGGAUUGGUGGGAUGAAGUCUGGAGAUGAAUACUUGCUCACAAAUCAUAAAUUUGAUGGCAAAUUGUAUUUCCAAAUUGGAAUAAUGCCGUUGUGAUGUCGUGGCUUUUGAGUGUGUUUGGUAUAAAACAGUAAAGGAUUUGAUGAAUCACUUUGAUUGAAAUUUCCAAAGACUUCAAAAUUUGUCCAUCAAAAUAUGGAGGCUCUUGUUGCAUUUGGAUGAUUUGGCAUCCCAACUCACUUCAUGUAAACUGGUUAGUGUAGAACUCUGUAUAUAUCAGCAUCAGUAUAUGUAUAUAAUGUACAUUAAUAUUAUUGAACAAAAUAUGUGUCAUAGACAAUCUAUUAGGGGUCCUCGAAACAAUCAUCUGUUUUUAUUAUCGGAGUGAUUUGUUGCAUUUUGAGUCUUGUCAAAGCAGGUCUGUACUUGGGAUUAUUGAUCAUCAUCAGGGUCAGAAGGCUCUCUCGGAGUUGAUGUCCUUAGGGAGCAGUGGGUUAUCCACAACAUGGUCCAGCUUGGAACUUGACUUAUCGCUGACUUUGGACCGUCAGCUGAAAUCCUGGGUGAUGGGCUUCUAGUAACAUGGGUUAUUUGUGGGGGCUUUAUGUGUCAGUUUGUCUUGAGUGUUACACAUAUAAACAGCCUUAUUUAUGACAGUCUGUGCAUCGAGUAUAAAUGACUCCACUAGGAGUCCUGAUAUCAUUGUAUUAAUUGGCAAGGGGUGUUAGUUUGUUCAAAGCUCAUAGUCUAUUUUUAGAUGCUGUUGUUGUUUGUCCUAUGAAAUUUAUUUACAACCUCCGCCUUGGGGGCGUUGCUAGUGCUGCUUUGGCUUGAUAGGCAGCCACCUCUGGACUUGUCACAGGCUGCACCGUCAUAGCCAGUGUGUGUUGGCAUCUUUGAUAGAUCAGUGUUCCUGCCUGUCAAACACAAGGUAGUUACUACAGCGCCAGUGGCAGAGGUUGAGGUUUUUCAAAUUGACAUGAAGAACCCAGGCCAUUUCACUCUUUCAGUACAUUUCAGCUUGGGGUGCAAUAGAUAGAAGCUAUGUUUUGUGCAUGUCAUGAUGAUAGUUUUAUUACCCAGUGCUACAGAAUUUAUCAAGAUGUCAGAUAUGAUUAUUUUAAUGUGUUGUGUUGCCUCCAUUGAGAUGUUACCUGUUUUAGUGCGAGAUGUAUUCAUAAUAAUUCCAUCCUAGAUAUAGUCCAGUCAAACUAAGUUUUGACAGGACUACCACAGUGAUUGUGAUCCUAAGACUGGUCCUGAUUCAGGUGCGAUUCAUUCUGCAGUUAAAGGCCUACAGUGUGCAUGAACAUGGUUUUGUCUGUGCCACAGUUCAGUGUACUUAAUGGCAGUGGUGAAAGUUUAUGUACUUACAUUAUUGAAAUUUCGAAUAGCAGCACAGGUGUGUAAGGUUGCCAGAGUUAGUGGCUACAUUCCAUGUAUAAACGGACCGAACUCCCUAUAAGUGUGAAAUUCAGCUUAUUGAUGUGAUAAUUUAUUUGUUGGCCAAGAGCGAUACCUGAUGGUACCAUUGAUGUCCAUGUAGCCGAUUGUUCUAGGGUAAGGGGUGAUCUUGUUGGUGUGGUGUGGUAGUAGGCUGUCACAGUAGCUCAGCUUUGGCAGGAGAGUAGUAGAGCCUAUUUCAAGUAUGGUCUGCACAGAACAUGAAAAACGCCUGAAAAUGGCUGCGGAAAUUUGCUAGUUUUUGGAUUGAAAUGCUUGUUUUUGGUGAUUCUCUCCUGACAGUGGUGAGGUUGUGGCCUGGACACAAUGCCAUUUCUUUGAUGAAUUUGAGACCAGUGUUGUUGGAGUUAUUGAUCAUGUUUUAUGUAGGUAUACAUACACCAGAAUAAAUGAAUCCUAAAUG
This is a messenger RNA of Lineus longissimus, 5680 nucleotides long. Its product is annotated as sorting nexin-13-like. Gene Ontology annotation, molecular function: phosphatidylinositol binding. The transcript is spliced from 22 exons. Lineage: Eukaryota; Metazoa; Nemertea; Pilidiophora; Heteronemertea; Lineidae. The record is from RefSeq and is a predicted model, not a curated record. Gene Ontology annotation, cellular component: early endosome. Bases 126 to 3155 code for a protein of 1009 amino acids.